Molecule: messenger RNA, 5357 nt
Organism: Pelodiscus sinensis (Chinese soft-shelled turtle)
Lineage: Eukaryota; Metazoa; Chordata; Testudines; Trionychidae
Source: RefSeq, a predicted model, not a curated record
ACAAGACGACUGUUAACUAUCAAAGAUGUUGCGUUUCUUUCGACGAACGCUGGGACGUCGGUCUAUGCGCAAGCAUGUGGAGAAGGAGCGACUGCGAGAGGCCCAAAGAGCUGUCACCCACAUCCCUGCAGCUGGAGAUGCAAAAUCCAUCAUCACUUGUCGAGUAUCAUUGCUGGAUGGAACUGAUGUCAGUGUGGACUUACCGAAAAAAGCCAAAGGCCAACAUCUGUUUGAACAGAUCAUGUACCAUUUGGACCUCAUUGAAAAUGACUACUUUGGGCUGAGGUUCAUGGAUUCUGCACAAGUGGCACAUUGGUUGGAUAACACAAAGAGCAUUAAAAAACAAGUUAAAAUUGGCCCACCAUACUGUCUGCAUCUUCGUGUAAAGUUUUACUCCUCUGAACCUAACAAUCUCCGUGAAGAGUUAACAAGGUAUUUAUUUGUUCUUCAGCUAAAACAGGAUAUUCUCAGUGGAAAAUUGGAAUGCCCGUUUGACACAACCGUCCAGUUGGCAGCUUAUACUUUACAAGCUGAACUUGGAGACUAUGAUCCCGCUGAACAUAUUCCUGACCUGGUGUCUGAGUUUAGGUUUGUGCCCACUCAAACUGAAGAGAUGGAACUGGCCAUUUUUGAGAAGUGGAAGGAAUACAGAGGCCAAACACCAGCCCAAGCUGAAACUAACUAUUUGAACAAAGCUAAGUGGCUGGAAAUGUAUGGGGUGGACAUGCACAUAGUCAAGGCAAGGGAUGGCAAUGAUUACAGCCUUGGACUGACCCCGACGGGAGUUCUGGUGUUUGAAGGUGACACGAAGAUUGGUCUUUUUUUCUGGCCAAAGAUAACCAGACUGGACUUCAAGAAGAACAAAUUAACACUAGUAGUUGUUGAAGAUGAUGAGCAGGGGAAGGAGCAGGAGCACACUUUUGUGUUUAGGCUGGAUCACCCCAAAGCCUGCAAACACUUGUGGAAGUGUGCAGUGGAACAUCAUGCUUUCUUCCGCCUCAGGGGACCUGUCCAAAAAGGCUCAAGCCGAUCAAGCUUCAUUCGACUGGGGUCACGGUUCAGAUACAGUGGGAAAACAGAAUAUCAGACAACCAAGACCAACAAAGCCAGAAGAUCAGCAUCCUUUGAAAGGAGGCCCAGCAAGCGAUAUUCAAGGAGAACACUACAAAUGAAAGCAAACGUUGCAAAACUGGAAGAAACAAGCAUUCCAAACAACGUCUUAAAUCAAAAUAAUGGAUCACAAAGCUGGAAUGCAAAGCCGACCCUGCCUGUCAUGACAGUUUCAUCGGGCCCAGUCUUAGUGGAAAUAGAAAACCUUCCUAGGAGCCCUGGAGCCAGCCUGCAAGACAAGAAAUGGCCCCUUGAUGCUGCCGACCGCUGUCAACAUGGUGGAAGUGUGUGGAACGCAUGGGCCCCGUCCUCGACCCACUCUGCGGAUAGACACUACACUGCUUUUGUCCAUGAGCGCAAUGUGAAGAAUUCAGGAAUUCAUAGUGAUGCCAUUGGUUAUGCUGUCCAAACGACCAUGACUGAUCUAUGAGACAUGAUCCUUUUUGGAGCUUGAGGCUGCUCUGUAACUCAGUCUGAAAUGUUACAUUUUCUGAGUUGACUUUAAGAUAGGGACAAAGGACCCAGAGCUGUUUAAAAAAACCCAGACCUUGUGCCCAAGCCCCUGCAUAUGGUGCUGUUGUAUAGAAUCUUUUAAAGAAAAAAAUAGCAUACACACUACUAGUUUGUUACCCCAGGUAUUCUUUUACUGAAGAGUAUGUGUAUCUUUUUAAUUGUGUUAAGAUUUUUCUUAACAAUUAAAUGAUUUUAGUUUGUAACUCCGAGGAUCCCUGGAGGAGUUCAUAUUUGUAACACAGCUGGGUAUUGUACGUGUGGUAUUAAGUGUGAGUUUAGAAAUCUAUCAGUGAUAUGUAACUGCCCUUCUUCUUGGGCCAUAAUUAUUUGUUUUAAAAGGCAUGGGAGAAAUGGGUGACUUACAGUUCAAUCGCUUUGUGGGUAACAGGAGCUGUAGUUAUUUUAUUUGAAAAUGUUUCUUAGAUUUUAAAUGAAAUUUCAUUUUAAAAACUCAGAACAAAUCAGAACAUCUGAAAAGGUGCAGAAGAGAAUUUUCUUCUUUUGUUUCUUCCCAAGUUUUCAUUGUACAGAAGGCUUGAAGGCUUUUGCUAUUAGCAGAACAGCUCAGUCCAUAUCUGUACGUACACUUAAGAACAGCUCAGUUCUUAAUACACUGAACCAAAGGCUUUAUCCCACUCCUGUUGUCAUUGUCCUAACAACACUUGCCCCAGUCUGUUUGGAUAAACACCGUUACUGCUCCUCCAGAGCACAGACCGCAGUGAGUUUUUUAGCUCCCUAAUAUUUUGCUUAUUGAUACUAAAAUAACAGGUUUGAAGCAAUAGUUUGGAAAAUGGUUUGACUUUCGGAAAACACCAUUUAAUUCUCUGAACUUGGUCAUGGGAGUUGAUCUCGUACACACAAAUAGAUUUUGAACAGUCUGAAGUAAGUGUGUGAGAGAGAGAGAAGAGAGCGUGAGUACUUAGACUUGGUCUGCACACAGACUUACCUACUAUAUAGUUGAGAGUUUGUUGUUUGGUCAGUCUGUCCAUCUGUUCAAGAACUUCUCCUAAAUGGUAAGUGCCAGGACCACCAAAUUCAGUAUCCAGCUUCCUCGUAUCAUAACUUUAAAGCAAAGUAAGGGUUUCAUUUUUUAGGGGGGAAAUCUUUUAUUCAGGAUGGGAGAGCAAGAAGUAUAGCUCUCACACCUGGCAAACUCCCUUUAUACUAAAGCUGUUGAUAUGCCAUGACCUUUAGAGCCCAUAGAUCGUAUUCCUAAACCAGGGUUAUAGUAGAGGACAAUGGGAUGUGGCUGGAAUGCCAUUAUUUCUCAUAAAACAGAAGGGGAGGGCUCUGGUAUCCUGAAUAACUACAGGGGGGGGGCAGCAUGGGGCCAGAGUUGAGGACCAGGACUGCUCUAAACCCAUUUGGGCAGUAGGGAGCAGGGAUGGUGAAAGAGACAGUUAUCUACUAUAUAUUUGAGCAAGUCUGUCUGUCUGUCUGUCCAACCUUCCAUUGACUGCCUGCUGCAGCGGCCUUGGACACGUGCUUCUCACCUAUCCCUAAGCUGCUGCAGUGGUAGAAGGCUGGGUGGUAGAAGGCCCCUCUCCCUGCAGCAGUCUGCACGCUUUCAUCUCUAGCCCCACCCCAGAGCAAUGACUUAAAUGAAGAAAAACAAAACUUCUUUGCAUUAAGAAUCUGGCUAUCGCUGAGUCACUCAGGUGUGACAAAUCCACAGCCAUGAGCAAUGCAAUUGUACUGACUUCAAUCGUGUUGUGUACUGCAGUGUGCCGCAGAAGAGCUUCUGGUGACUGAGCCUACUGCCCCUUGGGGAAUUGGAGUGUCUACGCCUACACCUAUGGGAGAUGAGACGCUCUCAUGUUGGUGUAGGUUACACUUUACUAAGCACUGCAGUGUUGUAUGUUAAACUUGCUCUACAAUGAUUGUCAUCAAUAUAAUGUGUUACGUUGAAUCACAGAUUUUCUUUCCUUAUCUGGCCAUUGUCCCUGCCUGCUACUCUGCUAUAUCCCUGAUUUAGGAAUAGGAUCUAUGGGUUCUGAAGGUCAUGACAUAUCACCAUCUUUGGUAUAAAGGGGGUUUGCCAAGCCAUAAGAUCUAUAGCUCUAUGUUCACCAUUCUGCCAAAAAAGGAUAUUUUUCCCUAAAAAUUGCAAGGAUCUUCCAUUGUUUGUGGUCUUGCAAUUAGGAAAUGCACUUCUUUAAAAAGCCACUUAUUGAUGUCUGAACAAAUAACCCAGUUUACUGGCUUAAUGAGAAUCUUGACCCUGCCCUAAUUUUGUUGGUUUUAUAGCCAGAUGCUGUUGCAGUUUGGAGUCUCCAAAGUCACACUUGAUGCUUCCAGAUAAUGAUUUUAGCUUCAAGGGGAUGUGAAUAUUUCCGGAAAUUUGUGGAGUGAGUCCCAAAUUCAUUUGGAUUUACAGAAAACAUAUUCAUGAUUAAUUUUUUCUUUUUCUCUUACCUGAAAACAGUAGUAGAAUUGUGAGAGACAUGAAGCUAUGAGGACUUCAUAUUGUACUCUUUCCUCAUGUGAGUUGUCUCAUUGACUCUCUUUCCAGAGUCAAAAGACCACUCAGGUAUUUAAGAACUAUUUCAAAUCUAUAUUUUUCUCCAGGCUAACCUGUAUCUUCUCUGAAACAUAUCUUAAUGCAAAGCUGUGAUGUUGUUUCCUCUGUGCUUUGUCUGGUCCCUGCUGCUGUGCUUUAGAUCAGCAGUUCCCGACCACCAGUCCACGGACCAGGGCUUCACACCCCUGCUUGCUGGGCCGCAGCACCCUGCCAGGCCAUGCCCCUAGCUGCUAAUAACCUCUGCCUGCUGGGGACCUUCAUUCCCUAUAAGAUGCAUGCCUGCAUGCAUGCACAAAAUUGUCCUCCCACCCGACCUCGGUGAGUGACGCUGUGGGCAGCUGGGUGUGCUGUGGUUGGAGCCGAGCCGCGGUGAAGCUGACCCUGGUUCUUGCUCUGUGGCUGCUCUUGGGGAAGGGAUGCUCUGGGGGUGGCUGGGCCAUAUGGCCCUAAACCGUGGAGGCUGGUUUGGAACCUCCUGAUAGGGUGGCCCGGACUGAGCAUGGGCCACCACUACCCAGGCGGCUGGGAUGGGGUGAGAGGACAAGACUGGAGUCACUGCUCUGCCACUUUCAGCCCAGCCUCUCCCCAGCUUGGUCCCCCUUUUUUCCCCUCCCUUCUUCCUUUUGGCCACAGCCCCCUUUCUCCUGCCCUGUCUGCUAUACCCCCUUGCUUCUCUCUUUGGAAUGUGGCAGACUCCUUCGAAACUCCUGCUGCGUUGCAUUAAAGUUUUCCUUUCCUUUCCUUUUUUAAAAUAAUCCCGAGGCCAAAGCCAUGGUUGGCUCCCAGCAGAGGGAGAUUUUCCUUUCGUCCCAUUUUCUCCUUUGCAGAGUUGCUCAAUCAUUUUCUUGUGGCAAAAAUGUUUGCAAUGUUUCAUGUACGGAUGUAAGUGACUAGUCGACUACCUGAUAAGCCUCUGCUUUUUAAAUGUAUAAAGAGCCUGAGGGCUAACCCUGUCCUGGCUCUGCAGUUUUCUCCCCUUUUCAACUAAUCGAGUAGUCAAUGGAAAUUUUGUUGACUUCUUGAUUAGCUAAUUACCCACAAUUUAACAUCCCUAGUUUCCUGACCUUAGUGCCAAAGCUGGAAAAUACGAAUGUGCCGAAUGUGUCAGACCUGUUAACUACUGCCUCUAAUUCUGGUCCAAUUGAGGCAAAAAGUUUGGACUGGAGAAUACUCUUUAAUAAAAAGUAUUAGCAACUAUUUUAUUGAUUUAAAA